Molecule: messenger RNA, 375 nt
Organism: Protopolystoma xenopodis
Lineage: Eukaryota; Metazoa; Platyhelminthes; Monogenea; Polystomatidea; Polystomatidae
Source: the annotation of a GenBank genome assembly
AGCCUGUCGCCUGUGGAAGGUCACGAGGCUCUUUACUCUCUGAGACCCAAACGGCGCUACAACAACGCCGUAAGCUCCACUGCGCCAGACGGAAGCUUGGUCAGAUCCAGGUCAGUUGGAUCACACUCAUGCAGCCUCAGCUGCAACAAUUAUGUUGUAAAAAGUCUGCGUCUACAACUACAGGACCCUACCAGCUGUUCAUCAGCAAAAGGUCUUUGCUCAAGGAUUGACUUCAGUGCAGCCGAAAGAGACAAAAGUGGGCCUCCUGAGCUGGCCGACGAACGCCAUUUGUUGACCAUUCGGCCGCGAAAUGGAGGGGACCAGAGAGGAGUCUGGACAAUCAUCUCAUCGAACUGGCCCUAUGCGACCAAUUGA